This is a messenger RNA of Rhipicephalus sanguineus (brown dog tick), 2064 nucleotides long. RefSeq lists its product as uncharacterized. The record is from RefSeq and is a predicted model, not a curated record. Lineage: Eukaryota; Metazoa; Arthropoda; Arachnida; Ixodida; Ixodidae. Gene Ontology annotation, molecular function: nucleic acid binding. The coding region runs from base 1 to 2064 and encodes 687 amino acids. The transcript has 2 exons.
AUGCCUGGGAAAGGUAUUGGAGCACGUGGUCCUCACAAGGCUGACCAACUACCUCGAGGACAGCAACCUGCUUCCCCACACGAUGUUGGGGUUCAGGCGAAACUUCUCUACGCAGGACGCGAUGCUACAGAUAAACACCAGGUGAUUGAAAGCCCAACCAGGUCCACCAAGGCCAUACUUGGCCUGGACCUGAAGAAGGCCUUUGAUAACGUAACGCACGCAACCGUACUGGCCAAAAUGCAGGAACUCGGCCUCGGCGAACGAACGUACAACUACGUUCGAGAUUUUCUCACGAAUAGAAAGGCCAAGCUCACUUUCGGGGAGCUUACUUCCGAGAAAAUAGAGUUGGGUAGCGCCGGUACACCACAGGGAUCGGUCAUAUCGCCCAUGCUUUUUAACAUAGCUCUCGUGGGGUUGCCAGCCAAGUUACAAGAAAUCGAAGGGCUCAAUCACAGCCUUUACGCCGACGACAUUACGUUGUGGGUUACGGAGGGCUGUGACGGGCACAUAGAACAGAGGUUACAGCGUGCGAUCGAGACUGUUGAGCAAUACUUAAAGAACACCGGCCUGAGCUGCUCAGCGGAAAAAUCUGAACAUUUAGUUUACAAACCCACGCGAAGAGGCCGCAAGCCGAAAGGCUCGAUGAAUGAUAAGGAUCCCAGUAGCGAGAUACGAUUAAGCACGUCCGGCGGGCGACCCGUGCCCAGGGUAGAUAACAUACGCGUUUUGGGAUUACACAUCGCGGCAAACGGCCACAACGGCGAGACCAUCAGAAGACUGGAAGGCGCGGUCGCUCAGACCAUCAGGUUACUGAGACGCACAGCCAACCGACACAGCGGGAUGAAAGAGAGCAAUAUGAUCAGACUAGUUCAGGCCUUCGUAAUGAGCCGAAUAACGUACGUGGCACCCUACCUCAAGUGGCAGGUCACGGAGAAGACAAAGAUGGAAGGCUUAAUCAGGAAGGCUUACAAACAGGCAAUAGAGCUACCGAUCAACAGGAGCACGAGAAAGUUACUAGAUCUGGGUCUACACAACACGCUGGGAGAAUUGAUAGAGGCACAGAACAUCGCGCAGUACGAACGCCUUUCCAAGAGCCCGACGGGCAGAUACAUACUAAAGAGGUUAGGAAUAGGGUAUCACGCUCAGCAUGGUGUCAAACUCGACGUACCAAGCAACGUCAGGGAUAAAUUGGUCGUUCUUCCCUUUCCGAAGAACAUGCAUCCCGAAUACCACAGGGGUCGGAGGGAAAAGAGAGCACAGGACAUACAGAAGAAGUAUGGCAACUGUAGAGAUGCGGUGUUCGUGGACGCGGCCAGAUACGCACGCAGGCGCGGCUUCGUGGCCGCGGUAAUAGAUCAUGACAACGCUUGCACGACAAGCGUCACGGUACGCACUGAGCACGUAGAGACAGCGGAGGAAGUGGCUAUCGAGCUCGCGGUGGCCACCACCGCGGCCGAAGUGGUAAUUAGCGACUCCCAGACCGCAGUCCGCAACUUUUCCAACGGCCGCGUCUCCUCCGAGGCGUUACGAAUUCUGCUUGCGGGCAAAACCGAGAAUAGGGACGUUUACAUCUUAUGGGCACCCGCACACACCACUUCGCUCGCCGGCAACGAGGAGGCGCGCGGGGCGGCUCGAGGGCUUACGGACCAAGCCGCCACCGUCAACAUCGCCGCCGCCUCGGCCGCGACGUCGGGCGGGGAGUGGGAGGAUCGCCUCACUAGUUUUCGAGACAUAACACAACAUUACAGAUUGGCCAGGUGCAAAUUUCCGCCACCACACCAAAAACUGAACAAGAAGCAGGCGGUCACGUGGCGACAGCUGCAGACCAGAACGUUUCCGAGCCCAGCGAUCUUGAAUCUCUGUUACCCAGAACUUUAUUCGAUGACCGACAAGAUUAUUGAUGUCGGUGCCCCGUCCAUAUCUGCAAUCGACAGACGCGAUUCUUCCCACUUUGCGCCGGUCCGCGAUGACCGCUUGGACCCCCUCCUUCAAGCUAACGAGGAGCUGAACCGCAAAGUGAACCAGCUGGCCGCUGAACUGAGCUUGCUGAAAGCAGACCACUGA